CGGGCAUACAAAGCCACCACUAAUAAUCUGCAAGUUAAAUUAACCACAAUUAGCACUUAAUAAUGACAACGUCAACAAUCAACCAUGAGAUCACAGGGAUUACCAAUUUUAUAUGAAUUUAAUUAAUCAGAAGAGAGAGGCCUUGAUUUCCGCGUAUAUUUUAAACGUGAAGAAGCAAAACCCAUGUCAAGAUCUUGUUUUUUAAUUCCCAAAUAUUGGAUAUAGAAGUUUCUUGAAACGGAAGAAGGAAUCGUAGAUAAUUGAUUUGAGGGGAAUGGCGAGCGAUGAAGAUAUCAUGGAGGUCGAUGAUUCCCACGGAGGUUCUUACGGUAGUAAGGAUCAACGGUUGAAAGAUCGAAAAAAGAAAGUUGCUCAAACAAAGGAGAUGCUGUCGAAGCAAGCAGUUCAGACAAAGGAGAUCUUGUCGAAGCAAGCCGUCAAGAUCGCUAAACAGGCUGAAGAGCAUGAAAGCUUCAUCAAUAAGGUGACACACUUGCUUGGUGUUCUUGGCUUCGGAGGCUUCUGCUUCAUCUUGGGUGCAAGAUUUUUGCUAUUAUGCCAAUACGAUAUUCUUGGUCAUGCCUCUGUGUGAUCCCACAAAUGAGAAACUUUUCAUGGUUUGCUUCUCAUUUGCAGAGGUAAGCAGUUGGCUUAUGUUACUUCUGCCCAAUGUUAAUGACCUUGAGUCACUUUGUACCGGCAUUUUACUGAUAUCUGUUAAUGACCCUUGGCAUGGGCACUAAUCGUUUGGCGUUGUAGCUUAGUUUUCAAUUCCAUGUACAAGAUUGUAAGCGUCUUUAUACAUCUGUUGCCAGGUACUAAGCUGUUUUCCUUUGUGAGAUUAUUCAUACUGGCUCUGUUUGACUCUGGAUCUAAAAUAUUUCUCCAACUUUGGCAUUAUGCCUUCGCUUCCUUGUCCUCCCUUGCUACAAGCUACGAGAAAAACACGAAAAAUUUGAUUGAAUGCAAUCUCUUUAUCCAUACUUGUUGAAAUAUCGACUUUCUCCCUUUAUAAAAUGAUGAGAAAAAAAAAGAUGGAUUGCUACUUGCUAGUAUACGUGUAUGUAGUAAUUCUCAUAACCACAAGGCCUCUUUGUCACUGCAUCAUUUUGUUGCAAAACUACUCUGAGAAAUUGGUACUUACUCAGUUUUCCUCCGACCAUGUUUUUUAGCAAAUGCGGUUUCCCAGGACUAGUUUUCUUCACGAUCCGAUGGUGGGACCCAGUGUUCUUCGAGGCGAUGCAUUUUGAUGAGGAUGCUCAUAAAGGAUCAUGGCCCUAUGCAGAGACGAAAUCAUACCUAUGGACAUGGCUUUUCUUUGUCCCUUUAGCAGCUUCUUUAUUUUCUCAUUGUAAAUGUGCUUUGCGGACAGAGACUGCUGCGAGAUCCAGAAGUGAUGACCUCCUACAGGGGGAGCUGUCGAAAAAAGCACAAAAAGCAAACAACUUGUGGUGGCGCUUGAGCGGCUUGCUGGGAGAUCAGAACCGGCUGUUUAUGUUCAUUCUGCUUCAGGUGGUGUUCACUGUGGCCACAACAGCGCUUACUGUCCCGAUAUUCCCGUCCUACGAAUUACAUGUGACGUUCCAACUGCUCACGGUAUCCGCGACUAUAUGGAAUGGGGGUAACUUUCUUCUAGAAAUGAUGCCCAGACAGGUGAUUCUGAAGCAGAAAAGGAAGACAGAAAUGGGGCCUGUCGUGGUCGAAACUUCAGUGAAAUUGACCGAUGGUUCGGAGGUAACAUUAUCUCAGUAGGUGUAAAAUUUGAAGUGUUUGUAAAUCUGGUCUUGUGGUAUACUAUGUGAUCAGAAAUUUAUUUCGUUUCUAUAGAAUUUUCCCUUUUGUUUA
Messenger RNA from Salvia splendens (bonfire salvia), 1845 nucleotides. Its product is annotated as glycerophosphocholine acyltransferase 1. NCBI's taxonomy places the organism in Eukaryota, Viridiplantae, Streptophyta, Magnoliopsida, Lamiales, Lamiaceae. The record is from RefSeq and is a predicted model, not a curated record. The transcript has 5 exons. The coding region runs from base 275 to 592 and encodes 105 amino acids. Gene Ontology annotation, biological process: phosphatidylcholine biosynthetic process.